Molecule: messenger RNA, 2431 nt
Organism: Hibiscus syriacus
Lineage: Eukaryota; Viridiplantae; Streptophyta; Magnoliopsida; Malvales; Malvaceae
Product: armadillo repeat-containing protein 8-like
Exons: 9
Coding region: 94-2085 (663 amino acids)
Biological process (GO): proteasome-mediated ubiquitin-dependent protein catabolic process
Cellular component (GO): GID complex
Molecular function (GO): protein binding
Source: RefSeq, a predicted model, not a curated record
AAAAAAAAAAACACCACUCAAAAUCCUCCAAUCUUUUCGUUUCUCCUUCAAUAAAGAUUAAACAAAUCCGCGGGGCUCGCCAUCGCCAGCGUCAUGCCAAGCGCCACCAUUAACAAGCACCGGCCGAGCGAGCUCCUCUCGCGGUUGGCCUCCGCUGAGCCUGAGGUCAAGGUCGGGGCCCUUCGCGAGGUUAAAAACCAAAUAAUCGGGAAUCCUACAAAGAAGCUUUCCUUCCUCAAGCUCGGUGCCGUCCCCGCCGUCGCCGGCAUUCUAGCUGAUUCAAUCGACGAAGUCACCGAUUAUAACAACUGCGACAGCAAUAGUAAUAACAUUCUGGUCCAGUCAGCCGCGGCUCUCGGUAGCUUUGCUUGUGGCUUCGACGCCGGAGUUCAAGCAGUGCUUGACGCCGGCGCCUUCCCUAAUCUGUUGCGGCUUCUCGCAAGUCCUAAUGAGAAGGUGGUAGAUGCUAGUGCUCGUGCCCUUAGAAUGAUCUAUCAAUCAAAAUUGGCCCCAAAGUAUGAUUUCCUUCAACAGAAAAAUAUGGAGUUUCUUAUCUCACUACUAAAUAGAGAGAAGGAAAAUGUUAGUGGACUUGGUGCAUGCAUAAUAACUCACUCUUGCGAGACAAGUUUAGAACAGAAAGCAUUGUUUGAUGCUGGUAUUCUAAGGAAGUUGAAUAGUCUUCUUGAAGGUGGUUCUUUAAGUCAGAGAGAUGCUAGUUUAGAGUCUUUAGCCACAAUAUUUAGGAACAAUCCUGAAGUUAUUUCAAAAUUUGCUGGACCUGAAAUCGGAAGACCUUUUAGUUCUAUAAUUGAUUUAGCAAAGGAUAGGUACCCCCGAACUAGGUUGCUAGCUUGCCUGUGCUUGAUUGUUAUAAGGAAUGCCUCUCCCCACUUCUUGCAAGAUAUAGAGAUCAAAACUAAAAUAAUACAUAUUUUACUUGAGCUUCUUGACGACCCUGGUCAAGUUGGAGAUGAGGCUCCUUUUGCUUUCUCCAGUUUAAUUGCACAAAAGGAGGAUCUUCAAAAAUUGGCUCUUGAGGCUAAUGCUAUUGAUAAACUACAUCACCACUUACAAAAAGACUCAUUGCAUGCCAGACGUUAUGAGGGAAUUUUACUUGCACUAGCUGAUAUGUGCUCAAAGUUGGAGAGUUGCAGGUCUAAGCUCCUCUCAUUGCAGGUGUUGAAUUUGGUAGCAGAUGUGCUAACUGAUCAUAAUGCUGGUGUUCGCACUGCAGCUUGUGUAUGUUUGAAAAGUGUCACUCGAUCAAUCAAGAAUUUGAGUGCAGGUUAUUUUAUGAAUGAAAUGAUUGUGAUUCCAUUGGUUCAGCUUUUUCUUGACCCUUCGACUUCUGUCCAGGUAGCUGCACUUGGCGCCGUUAGCAACAUAGUGGUUGAUUUUACAACACGUAAGUCUAUUUUUGUACAAUGUGGAGGGAUGAAACAGCUGGUUCAGUUAGCAAAGUCUAUGGAAUCAGCUGUCAGGUCAAAUGCUUUGUGGGCUUUGAAGAAUUUUGUAUUCCAAGCAAACAAGAGGUUGAAAGAAGGUGUUUUCUCAGAGCUCACUGCAUCAUUGUUAUCAAGCCUCAUCUGUGAUCCAGAGCCUUCUGUACAAGAGCAAGCUUUGGGCCUUAUUCGUAAUCUAGUUGAUGGAUGUAUAAGCUUAAUUGAGUUCGUGUUUGCUGAAGAUGGCAUUAUAUUAGGGGCAAUUGUUAGACAGUUACAAUGUUCUUCAAAAUCUGAGAUAGGGAUACAGGGAAUGUAUGCACUGUGCAAUGUGGCGAGUGGGAAUGAGUUCCACAAGGAAGCAGUAAUCCAGCAACUCUUUACACAAACGGGUGACAAGAAUCAAUAUUUUGUGAUGAAGUUUUUGCAGAGCAAUGAUAGCCAGCUACGCACAGCAACUGUCUGGACAAUAGUGAAUCUUACUUGUCCAUCGAGUCCUGGUGCACCUGGCCGGCUUGAAAAACUGCGCACUGCUGGGAUAAUUUCUCAGAUAAAGAAUAUGGUUAACGAUCCAUGUGUUGACGUUAAGCUCCGCGUGAGAACAGCGCUAGGGCAAUCUAUGGCUUUUGGGGACAAUUAAGCAUGCCCAUGUUGAUUCAUUACUCAGAAUACAAAAAAAAGCAAAGAGAUUUUGAAGCAGUUAGUUUUGUUUUUUUCUGUAAGAUACUGUCAAGGCUUUCUCCUGUGGAUUGUAAGAAAAUGGCACGACUGAUUGCUUUCGGUUAUUGCUUGUUUCUCAGUUGAAAGCUGUUACCGGUCAGUUUUACAUUACAUAGGCAUUUUAGGGAUACAUACAUUUUGGGUUUGAUAAUUUCUGUAUGUAUCAAUUGAGCGUUGUACAUGUAAUAGUGUACCAUGAGAAGUAGAUAUAUUUCAUUUCAAAUUACUGUAUCACUUUCAUGAAGAAAGCUUUGUUGUUCUCUUUU